GUCCUCUAAAACAUAUCAAAAAUAAAAAAAAAUCAAAAUAGUGUUUUUUUGCAAAUCAAGUUUUAGUGACAAAAGUGAAAUUAAAAAUCACCAGUUUUUUUUACAGUGUAUCAUUUUUUUUCAGUGUAGUCCAUACCCAUACCUACAACUUUGACGAAGACACCAAAUCGAUCAAAAAAUUCCGCCAAAAGAUACAGAUUUUUGAAUUUCCACAUAUAAUUUUUGUAUGGGCAGCUGCCAAAUUUGUAUGGAGAAUUAUAUGGACAAACUAAUGAUGCAAAAUGGCUUUUUUGGGCAUACCAAAGGCCCCAAAAAAGUUUCAGCCGGAUUUAAAAAUACAGAAAAAAUCGGAUGACCGAAAUCUCAGUCUGCAACCCGUUAAGAUCGCCAUCUCUUUGUCUUGAAAUUAAAUUUUCAUUGUUUUCAGAAAAAAAUCUAGGAGGCAGACGAACUGUCGGGAAAAAUGUCUCUUAUUCUAAUCACAGGAAUGCCAGGCGUGGGUAAAACCACCAUCAUGCGUCACGUAGGCACCGAACUCCAGCGACGUGCAAUCGCAUUCGACGGUUUCUACACCGAAGAGCUGCGCAGUUCCAGCGGAGAGCGGUCCGGUUUCGACAUCGUUACAUUCGACGGUAAACGAGCACCACUUGCACGAACCAGCGACUCCAUUCGCAACGCUCCCGCCAAAAAUCGCGUCGGAAAGUACACCGUCUGCGUGACGGAAUUCGAAUCCGUAGCAUUGCCGGCGCUGGCCAUUCGAUCCACAGCCAAUCUGCUUCUGCUGGACGAGAUCGGCAAGAUGGAGCUAAAGUCGCGCCCCUUCGAGGACAGGCUGCAGCAGAUAGUGGACGCCGUCACGGCACCACCUGAGGGUCGGUUGAAGUUUGUGGCCACCGUGCCAUUAAAGGCCUCGCUAAACAUUGUGGAACGCUUGAAGCGGACGCCGGGCGUGCAGCUUUUCCACGUGACCGUGUCGAAUCGGGAUAAGAUGAGGCAGGAUAUUUUGGAGGCCGUCGUGAGGAUGGUGUGAAAAUGUGGACAAGUUCUGCCAAACUUAAAUUCAAUAAAACGAUUUUGUUGAAA
This is a messenger RNA of Culex pipiens pallens (northern house mosquito), 1083 nucleotides long. RefSeq names its product nucleoside-triphosphatase THEP1. Lineage: Eukaryota; Metazoa; Arthropoda; Insecta; Diptera; Culicidae. Gene Ontology annotation, molecular function: ribonucleoside triphosphate phosphatase activity. The record is from RefSeq and is a predicted model, not a curated record. The transcript has 3 exons. Bases 464 to 1030 code for a protein of 188 amino acids.